This is a messenger RNA of Cydia strobilella, 582 nucleotides long. It is a transcript of the gene Dph3, whose product is annotated as diphthamide biosynthesis protein 3. The transcript is spliced from 3 exons. The record is from RefSeq and is a predicted model, not a curated record. Bases 86 to 337 code for a protein of 83 amino acids. Lineage: Eukaryota; Metazoa; Arthropoda; Insecta; Lepidoptera; Tortricidae.
GACAGCUACAAAAAGGCGAAGGCUAUGUGUGGUGUUGUUGUGAUAUUAAAAGUUUACAUUUCUUUCGACAGUUAUUAGAUGAACCAUGACGAUAUUUCACGACGAAAUAGAAAUCGAAGACUUUGAGUAUGACGAGGACGAUGAUAUGUAUUAUUAUCCUUGUCCAUGUGGAGACAGAUUCCAAAUCAGUAAGGAAGAAUUAAUGGCGGGAGAAGAAGUAGCAACAUGUCCCAGCUGUUCUCUUGUUGUCAAAGUUAUAUACGAUUUGGAGAAAUUCAAAUCAGAGGAAGAGGAAGUACACAAAGCGGAUGGAGAGAAGGAAGCAGUGAAGGCGUAACCUGACUCAAUAGCCAUACUGUGUUGAAAAUGAAAUUGUACACUGCUAGCCCUUAGUUUGAGGCUUCAAGAAGCACUUCUUGAUGGACAGUGGUCAGUGAUGUUUUGUAAUACUCGUAAUAAACAGUGAUUGGAAUUGGUAGUGCCAUUUCGUGUGAAUGACCUUAAACAUUGUACAUAGUAUGGAUAAGACUUGAGAUUCUCCGACUCGUAUUUCUCACAGAAAAUUUUCUUCAAAACGCAAAA